Messenger RNA from Trypanosoma theileri, 1011 nucleotides. RefSeq names its product putative protein kinase, putative,cdc2-related kinase. NCBI's taxonomy places the organism in Eukaryota, Euglenozoa, Kinetoplastea, Trypanosomatida, Trypanosomatidae. The transcript has a single exon. Gene Ontology annotation, cellular component: cytoplasm; nucleus; cyclin-dependent protein kinase holoenzyme complex. Gene Ontology annotation, molecular function: cyclin-dependent protein serine/threonine kinase activity; cyclin binding; ATP binding. The record is from RefSeq and is a predicted model, not a curated record. Gene Ontology annotation, biological process: signal transduction; protein phosphorylation; regulation of G2/M transition of mitotic cell cycle. The coding region runs from base 1 to 1011 and encodes 336 amino acids.
AUGAAUCCCCCAGGGGAGGUUAUGUACGACACAUCCUCUUUACAGCCGCGGCGUAGCAUAGGCCAGUUGCACUACGGAUCCGUGGGAGCAGCAGCAGCGGCAGAGGCGCACGAACGGUAUGUUCGUCAGGAGAAGGUAGGCGAAGGCUCUUACGGUGUUGUUUAUAAGUGCCUUGAUAAGCAGACGGGCCGAAUUGUCGCGAUGAAACGUAUCUCAUUGAAGUUAAAGGACGAGGGAGUACCAGCGACGGCGGUGCGGGAGGUGUCCCUACUACGAGAGCUAAACCAUCCACACGUGGUACGUCUUCUUGAUGUCUCCCUACAAGAGUCCAAAUUGUUGCUUAUCUUUGAAUACAUGGAGAAGGACUUACAAGGGCUUCUCAAGCAGCGCUCCACCCCAUUAAUAGGUGGGAAGCUACAGCGCAUUAUGUUUCAACUGCUGCUUGGUUUACACGCCUGUCAUAGUCGUCGCUUUGUCCAUCGUGACAUCAAACCGAGUAACAUUCUCAUUAAUCGUGAUGAAUCUGUUGUAAAACUAGCGGACUUUGGCUUAGGCCGUGCCUUCCGUGUCCCGCUGCAAACAUACACAACGGAAGUUAUGACGCUCUGGUAUCGUGCACCCGAAGUGCUAUUGGGCGAUAGUCACUAUCUUCCCGCGGUGGAUGUGUGGUCUAUGGGAUGUGUACUGGCGGAACUCGCGCGGGGAACUCCCCUCUUUACCGGCGACACCGCCAUCAGUCAACUCUUCGCCAUCUUCCAGCUGCUCGGCACACCAUCGGAGGAAACGUGGCGUGGCGUCUCCACACUCGCACACCACAAUGUUAACUUCCCGCAGUGGCACCCAACACCACUCGCCACCGCCGUUCCGACACUCGACCCGCACGGUGUGGAUCUCCUGCAGCGGAUGCUUGUCUACGACCCACGCCGUCGCAUCACCGCCUACGACGCACUGCGACACAGCUGGUUUGAUGAGGUGCGACACGAGGUGUGUAGUGCCGCUCCUCCCGCCUGA